Molecule: messenger RNA, 882 nt
Organism: Acyrthosiphon pisum (pea aphid)
Lineage: Eukaryota; Metazoa; Arthropoda; Insecta; Hemiptera; Aphididae
Product: carbonyl reductase [NADPH] 1-like
Molecular function (GO): carbonyl reductase (NADPH) activity
Source: RefSeq, a predicted model, not a curated record
AUUAGGACAUAUUAUGCCACUAUUACAUAAAAGUUAUACUUAUACACAGACAGCGUAGAAAGAGUGUAUACACAAUAUAUUUUAAUAUUGAUUAUAAUAUUAUGAUAACCGGGUCGCACUUGGCAAAUAUAUUAUUUUUAGUUUUUAUAUUUAUAUGACGUUUGCAUAAUAAUAUAAGGUUGCAGACACCUGUUAUGUAAAUAUAACUGACGUCUUACAAUAAUCACUAAUCACCAUUCACCACAGUACAGAAACCUACUUCAUUAAAUCGAGGUUGUUAUUAGCUAUUUCGCUAUUCGAGUAUUCGACUGUAUUGGCCGUACAAGUGAUUAUAGUAUUAUACCGACCACCGACGGUACUCGCGGAAACUGAUCGGCUACCCGACUGACCAAAAGACGACACUGCCCAGACAUGGCAUUGGCAACUAGCAGACUGGCAAUAGUGACAGGUGGCAACAAGGGCAUCGGGUACGCCAUCGUAAAGGAUCUGUGUGAGCGAUUCGACGGCGAUGUUUACCUUACAGCCCGCGACGUUGGCAGGGGCGAGGCCGCGGUCGGACGGCUUAAUGAGCUGGGUCUGAAGCCUAAGUUCCACCAGCUGGACGUGACCGACACAGGUAGCGUGGCCGCGUUCGCCAAGUUCGUGGCCGACAGCUACGCGGGCAUUGACGUGCUGGUCAACAACGCCGCGAUCGCGUUCAAGGCUGCAACCGAACCGUUCGGAGUACAGGCUGAAGAAACGCUCCGGGUCAACUACUUUGCACUGCGGUCCGUGUGCGACACACUGUUCCCAUUGCUAGUGCCCGAAAUGUUUAUUUAUAUGCUCAACGUUUUGGUGAAAUCAAAAUUUGUCUAUCGUACUUACUUUUUACGUUAUUGUUAA